CCCGCCCUCUCGCCGCUGCUGCUACCAGAGGAUCCCAGAUGUCGUUGGUGCGCGUGGUGGUGAUAGCGCUGGUGGUGCUGGCGGCGACGGCCCCGCUGAGCGAGCCGCUGCCCGCGGGCGCCGAUGCAGGCCAGCAGCGACCCGAGCGCCCGCCCAUGUUCACCUCGCCCGAGGAGCUGCGCAACUACCUCACCCAGCUGAGCGACUUCUACGCGUCUCUCGGCAGGCCCAGGUUCGGCAAGCGCGGGUCGGCGGCGGCGGCGGCCUUCCGAGCGGCCAGCCGGCUGCCGCUUCCUCCGCCGGACGCCUACGAGCAGCUGUUCCAGUACGACGAGUGAGCAGCCCGCACACCACCAGUAGACGCAGUCUCCGCCACACUUCUCACGUUUUACCUGCCAGUUCGUCCCAUAAUUGUCAACCGUAAUCUUUUGUUUGUGUACGCAUUUAUUCGUAAUUGAUCUGUGCGAAUCACAUUGUUCUUACAUAUCUCAAGAAAAUGCACAUUAAACGUACAUUUUAAGUUCA
Molecule: messenger RNA, 525 nt
Organism: Schistocerca piceifrons (Central American locust)
Lineage: Eukaryota; Metazoa; Arthropoda; Insecta; Orthoptera; Acrididae
Product: pro-neuropeptide Y-like
Exons: 3
Coding region: 39-338 (99 amino acids)
Cellular component (GO): extracellular region
Molecular function (GO): hormone activity
Source: RefSeq, a predicted model, not a curated record